UUGACCGACCAACCAACGUCGGACCCGAUCCGUCCAAAAUGAAGUGGUUUACUUUUUUGGUGGUGCUGGUGCACGUGACUUUGGUGCUAGCCGAGUUGAAUGUUGAGUUUGGUUCUGGAAAUUCGACGAAGGUGUUGGCACGCCGAAAGCGGUACAUUAUUUUCCGUGAUUAUUCAAGAGGAUUUGCUCGUGCAAACAUCAAGGAUCGAAUGGUUGACUCGACCAACGUGUGGGCCCAGGGCAUCGGAUACCGUUGGAACGUCGAGUUCAACAAUCCACCGGGACUAAAGAUUGCCAAGCGUGACCUGCAUCAAUCGCUUGGUGAAUUGCUAGAAAAUCAUGGCUUCGAUGGCAGAGCUUGCAUCUUGCGAGCAUUCUGCGAGCUGUCCAAAGUCGUGACCCCCGAAAGUGGAAUGCUGUUCAAACUGUUCAGGAAAAUCUUCACCCAUUCCGCAGCUGCCACUGACGCUAGUUCCACCGGUUCCAACAGUUUACCCGAGGGCGAUGAGUCGUACUUUCCGUACCUUAAAUCUGGCGACUGCGAGGAGCUAGACCGGCACUGCCCAAUCUCCCAGCUGGAGGUUCCCGUCGAAGACAACCACGUUGGCGCGCGAUGAGAGUCGAAAAUCACUUCUCAGCCAGCAACAUCCUUAAACGACGCCCCGCCACAUCAUCAACAGUAUCAUCUAUCAAUUUACUCUAUUUACACCGUCUUCAGCGCACCGUUGCCGUUCCGGGGUUCCGGGGAUUGUUCCGAUAGCAAAUAUCACUUUCGCGAUGCUGGUAGAGAUGGGCGAUGGGAUCCAUCAGUUAUAACUGUCAGGCAGUCAGGAAUUGUGUGUAGGAGGUUGGUUGUCGGCAGUAGCAGCAGCAACAGCUUGUCGAUAAUUCAAGAAGGAAGCGCACCCGGAUUGCAAUCCACUUUGGCCAUCCCCGUAAUUGCUGUGCCACUGACUGGAGAGCAUCCGAUUAGUAUCGAUAACGUUGAUGACGCCAGCGCCUGUCUUAGAUUGCAAGUGAGGUUAGGUUAACACUGUGAUAGAGAAGUUUU
This is a messenger RNA of Culex quinquefasciatus (southern house mosquito), 1051 nucleotides long. RefSeq lists its product as uncharacterized. The transcript has 4 exons. Lineage: Eukaryota; Metazoa; Arthropoda; Insecta; Diptera; Culicidae. The record is from RefSeq and is a predicted model, not a curated record. The coding region runs from base 39 to 617 and encodes 192 amino acids.